This is a messenger RNA of Topomyia yanbarensis, 1443 nucleotides long. RefSeq lists its product as uncharacterized. Gene Ontology annotation, molecular function: nucleic acid binding; zinc ion binding. The transcript has 2 exons. The record is from RefSeq and is a predicted model, not a curated record. NCBI's taxonomy places the organism in Eukaryota, Metazoa, Arthropoda, Insecta, Diptera, Culicidae. Bases 1 to 1443 code for a protein of 480 amino acids.
AUGAUCCACGAUCCGGGAGGAGGAGGGCCAUCUACAUCAUUUGGCUCUCGAUUCGAGUGGUUAAACAACGACGAAAUCGAUAAUAACGACACACCUAAGGUCCAGAGACAAAAAACAAAAAAACGACUGGCAAAUCGAGAAGCCACGAACGAGACGCAGUUCACCAAAUAUCUUAGGAUAGAUGGAAAAAAUAAUGGCCCCAGAUAUCUAAUUCUUUCGCGGGUAGAUCCAGACACAAGUAUGAAAAACGUUUCCCCUUUUUUCAUAAAGAAGGCGAUUUAUGCAAUUACUCCGAAUGUGAGGAUCACUAGAAUACAAGACGGAACACUUCUGCUGCAAACGGUGGACAAACAACAGGCAGAUAAAUUAUUAAAGCAAAGUUUAUUAGGAAACCAGAUAAAAAUUAAAAUUACCGAUCACCCCACACUGAAUACUACGAAAGGAACAAUCAGCUGCUACGACCUUAAAUUCCUAACGGACAAGGAAAUUCUAGAAGGAUUGAGUGACUCCCAUGUCGUGGGGAUCCAGCGAAUAAAACGAAAGAACAGUAAUAAAGAAUUGGAAGAUACUUCAGUAUUUGUACUGACCUUCAAUUUAAGCUAUUUACCAGAUUCAAUCGAUGUCGGUUUCUACCCAUGCAGAGUAAGACAAUAUGUUCCAACACCGAUUAGAUGCAUGAACUGCCUUAAGUUUGGACACAAAAAAGAUCGUUGCCGUGGAAAUAGGAUCUGCGCCAACUGUGCUGAGCUCUACCACGAUGAAACUAAGUGUAAACAAGAAGAAAGAUGUGCUAACUGUCGUGGCUCUCAUUCCGCAUUAAGCAGAGAGUGCCCUGUUUUCAUGGAUGAAUUCGAAAUCCAACGAAUUCGAGUCACUGAUCGCGUUAACAUGAAAGAUGCGAGAAGAAAACGAAGGCUCCAGGCCCCUGCCGUAUUCGUUCCCCAGCUGAACCAAAGCUUCUCCGAGGUCGUGAGGCACCGCUCCAAUGAUAUGAACGUUCAAAGCUUCAAGCAGCCCCAGUCACAAAAUAUCCCGGACCAAACACUCCAUCAUCAUAAGAAACAAUCACCUGGAACAACACCACCAUCAGGAUUACAUGAAAAUCAAGAGACGCAGAUACGAAGUCCUACAGACAGAAACAACCAGCUACAUCAGCCGAUCACAAGUAACACGAUCGACAACUACAGCGACCAGCCGAUCCAACAAAAUGAGAAGACCCCGAAGCAACAAAUACAACCCCAACCCAACAAGCAAUCAGACGGAACAACACUACGACCAGAGAUAAGACAAGAGACGACAACAACAAUAGCAAUGAGGUGCGAAACGGACAGCGACGAUCAGCUAUACCAACCGAUUUCGAAUACAACUAAUGGACCCAUCAGCAUCGGCGAAGGUAUACAACAAGCGCGCCGCCAGAGAACGGACACGGCCGGAGAAGUGUGA